Molecule: messenger RNA, 1469 nt
Organism: Thalassophryne amazonica
Lineage: Eukaryota; Metazoa; Chordata; Actinopteri; Batrachoidiformes; Batrachoididae
Product: serum paraoxonase/arylesterase 2-like
Exons: 9
Coding region: 83-1153 (356 amino acids)
Molecular function (GO): arylesterase activity
Source: RefSeq, a predicted model, not a curated record
UGCCGCUCUAAGCUCGUGGUGCUCGUGGAGUGUUGUGUUUGGUUUUAAGCUGCUUGUAAAACUCGUUUGUUGUGGUUUCAAAAUGGGAAAGCUUGUUUGUUUUUCGGUUCUUGUGGCUAUUUUGGCGGCCUUGCUGGGAGAGAGAAUUUACAACUUCAGGAAAAGGUGCCUUGCUUCCAGAGAGAUCGGCAACAAGCACCUGCCUAACUGUUUCCUCCUCAAACAUCUGGAUCAUGGCUCAGAGGACAUCACAAUCAUGCCAGAUGGCCUCGCCUUUAUCAGUUCUGGUUUGAAGUACCCUGGGUUGCAGGCCACAGAGCUUCCAGGGAAGAUCUUCAUUUUUGAUCUGCAGAAUCCCCAAAUGAAACCAGUGGAGCUACGUAUGCCAAGAAACUUUGACCUGGACACCUUUAAUCCUCAUGGGAUCAGUGUAUACACAGAUCAAAGUGAUGGCACAGUGUCCCUGUUUGUUGUCAGUCAUCCUCAUCACCAAAGCCAAAUCGAGAUCUUUAAGUUCAGUCCAGAUGACUCCUCCCUGGUCCAUUUGAAAACCAUAAAGCAUGAACUUCUUCACAGUGUAAAUGACAUAGUUGCAAUGGGACCAGAGAGCUUCUAUGCAACCAACGAUCAUUAUUUUGGACAUGAACUCCUCAGAGCCUAUCUGGAGCCUCUCCUUUCCCAGCCUUGGGGUAAUGUUGUAUACUACAGUCCAGAAGAAGUUAAAGUGGUUUCUGAUGGAUUUUACUUUGCCAAUGGCAUCAAUGUCUCUCCAGACAAGAGGCAUCUAUAUGUGGCCGACAUAUUGGACCACAAUGUCCAUGUGUUUGAGAUCACAGCUGACAACAAACUCACCGCUGUGAAGACUGUGGCUGUUGGAUCACUUUGUGACAACAUUGAAGUUGACCCUGAAACUGGAGACCUGUGGUUAGGCUGUCACCCCAACGCAAUGAAAGUUUUUAUGCUUGAUCCCAAGAACCCGCCUGGGUCAGAGGUGAUCAAGAUCCAGAACAUUCUUUCUGAUAGGCCACUGGUGAGUCAGGUGUUCAGCGAUGAUGGUCAGGUGAUCAUGGGCUCGUCGGUCGCGGCUCCCUACAGGGGGAAGCUGCUGAUUGGUACAGUGUUCCAUAAAGCCAUGUGCUGUGACCUGAAGUAAAGCACUGACUCUGAAAACACAGGAUUCUUUAAAGGAGGGUUUUUUUCUAAUGUUAAAAUUGAAUAAAGUUAAAACACAAAGAAAUGAAAGAUUUUGAAAGAUGAAAACCGGUGUCGCAGACCGACCGGUCCCCCCUAAAAAUCGGUCCGCCUUGCCUCCACUGCGCAUGCGUCAUUUCGUAGCUGAGCUGCUCGUCCAAGAUGGGUCUCUUCAACCAAAGCGAUCAAAUGGAUUAAUGUGAUUAUUAACCAUCAGAUGAGAAGGUAACACCUCUUAAAUCAUUCGAAAGUCAGUUUUAAGCAGAAACGAGGUGAUC